Musca vetustissima is the source of this 2462-nucleotide messenger RNA. Its product is annotated as semaphorin-1A. The transcript is spliced from 6 exons. Gene Ontology annotation, molecular function: semaphorin receptor binding; chemorepellent activity. The coding region runs from base 1 to 2394 and encodes 797 amino acids. NCBI's taxonomy places the organism in Eukaryota, Metazoa, Arthropoda, Insecta, Diptera, Muscidae. The record is from RefSeq and is a predicted model, not a curated record. Gene Ontology annotation, biological process: neural crest cell migration; axon guidance; negative chemotaxis.
AUGUCAGACGCACAAAACCCACCAAGAACGACAAGGCAGGGAUGUAUAUCAUUGCUGUUGCUAAUUUGUGUAGCAGAUUUAAUUAAUUUCUCGUCCGCUUGGAUGCCUGAUGUCAGACCUGAUCUGCAAACAAAGCAAGAUAAGAUACUAGCCAAGCUAGUAGGAAAUACAACGGACUACUUUAAAAUUUUGGAUCAUGACGAGAAAUCUAUUUUGGUCGGUGCUCGGGAUGUCAUAUAUAAUAUAAGCAUAAAUGGAUUACGUGAAAACAACCGCAUUGAGUGGUCGUCAUCUGCCGCCGAUCGGGAAUUAUGUGCCCUUAAGGGCAAAAGAGAAUCGGAUUGUCACAAUUACAUAAGAGUUUUUGCCCGCUUGCCAAAUGAUAUGAUCAUGGUCUGUGGUACUAACUCGUACAAACCUCGAUGUCGCAAUUACGAACCGAUUUCGGAUGAUGUCCAUCCAAAUGCUCCAAUAGCCUACAGCGUUGUGGAAGAUGUGGAAGCCCAAGGAAAAUGUCCCUACAGUCCAGUACACAACAGCACAUACGCCUAUGCGGAUGGCAGUCUGUAUAGUGCCACAGUUGCCGAUUUUUCGGGUGGUGAUCCCCUGAUUUAUCGCGACCGAGAAAAUCUUCGAACUGAACAAUACGACUUAAAGCAACUUAACCAACCCGACUUUGUGGGUGCCAUCGAGCGCAACGGCUACGUUAUGUUUUUCUUCCGGGAAAUUGCAAUGGAGUUCAUGAACUUUGGUAAAACAAUUUAUUCCCGAGUUGGCCGAGUAUGUAAGAACGACCGUGGCGGUCGGAAUACCCUAAGCAAAACGUGGACAUCGUUUUUGAAGGCCCGACUUAAUUGUUCAGUUCCUGGUGAUUAUCCAUUUUACUUUGAUGAAAUACAAGCUAUAAGUCCAGUCAUUGAGAGUGGACCCAAUGCCCUGGUCUACGCGAUAUUUACCACAUCCGUAAAUGCUAUACCAGGUUCUGCGGUAUGCGCAUUCAGCAUUGACGAUAUAAUGGAGGCAUUUGAGGGUCGAUUUAGAUCUCAGAAAGACAGUCAAUCUCAAUGGCUUCCGGUGCAAGAUACUGAAGUCCCCGAACCCCGCCCAGGGCAAUGUGUUCCUGACUCCCGAACCUUGUCCAGUGUUGCUGUCAACUUUGUGAAAAAUCAUCCAUUAAUGGAGUCGUCGGUACCCUCAAUUUUCGGCCGUCCUUUGCUAACGAAAGUUCACCUACUCCACAGAUUGACUUCAAUAGCCGUCGAUCCUCAAGUGCAGGCCUUAAAUGGUGAUUUUCACGAUGUUAUAUACGCUGGUACGGACGACGGUAAAAUAACAAAGUUCAUAAACAUACCAACGGCCUCCAGUGGAGCAAACUACGAAGAUGACAGCAAUAUCAAGACAGUCUUUAUUUCGGAAUUGCAAGUUCUGCCAUUGGGUACACCCGUUCGUGAGAUGGUUGUCUCAUCCAAGGGUAACACGCUAUUGGUGGUAAGCGACGGGUCUAUUGUGACGGUGCCUCUUCACCACUGUGCCCAUAUUGUAGACUGUGCUAGUUGUCUGAGUUUACAGGAUCCCAACUGUGCAUGGGACCAGCAGACACACGAGUGCAAAAGUCUGUCAUUUUCAAACCAUAAAUUUGGCACUAAAUCUUUUCUGCAGUCAUUGAAUAGCACCAAGAAGGCAGCUAAAUCGUUGUGCCCGAAAUCAGCGAAUCGGGGCACAGUUAUCGCGGAUGGCCCUGUCCUCAACUUUGGUGCAGUAACAGACAACAAUGUCGAUCCGCAAAUUAAUACUCAACAUCACACAGAAGAAGAACUGGCUAGGAAGCAUGUGUAUACAAAUGUGGCUUCUGUCAAUGGCAUUCCAACAAUCGGCAAUGAUAUUAAUUCUCCCGGAAUAGAAAUACCAACAGCUAUCGGUGGUGAUUUCCUCAAUGUUUUCAACGAUGAGAACAAAAUCACCCUUCAGUCCGUAGAUCCGCACGACUUGAUGAACUCAGUUAAUGAUCCUCUUCAGUCCACUGCAAUUGGCGAGGAACAGCGACUUCAGUUGGCCGGGAAGAGCUUUUAUUGGGGAUUUGGAGUGUUGGCCUUAGCUUUAGUUUUCAUCAUUGGAAUGGUCGUAGGACUUCAUGUUUCGAAGCGUAAUUGCAAGCCUCCUUCUAUACAUAGCAGUCAUCGCAAUCAAUUCAAUGCAAAUCCAACAUUCGGCCUAAAGCACGGGAAAGAUAUAAAUCUACUGAUGAAUACGAAUCACUACUGCCACCCUGGCAAACCCAGCUUGGACCUGGAGAAGGAUCGCAGUCACGAAUGCAAGAAUUCUACGGAGAAUCUCGAAAAAGAAUUGCCCUGCAAAACGUCAACAUUGACUAAAGUCAAACGCACAUACAUAUGAUCGUACAGACUUAUUGCAUGCUGGCAUCGACUCUGGGUCAUAGGUAGUGUUAAAUACAUCCAGUUCUU